UGUUUCCAAUCAUGUCAAUUCGAGGCAAACCGAUGCCGUGGUCCGGUGCCCAGCGCGUGUCUGGCGCAUCGCCCUUCCCGCUGUCGAGCUUUGCGUGCUCCAGCCGCAACGACAGCGAGAUCUGGCUGACCGGCGGCGUUGUAGGCCCGUCGCCGCUCUCGUCCAGCGCGCCCGCUCCCCAGCUCAGCGCCGACACAUUCGUCCUCACCACCGCUGGGUUGUCAAGCUGGGUCAAGCUCACAGUGACUGGCGUCCCUCCUCCACCACGCGUGGCGCACGCGUCUGCAUACUCUGCCGAUAAGUUGUUCAACUGGGGUGGCAAGGUCGCGGCUGGCAUUGUCGACACGGACGUGUACAUUCUCAACACUGUCUCGAAGGCGUGGUCGCGUCCGCGGACCACCGGGACCCCGCCCAAGCCACGCAUCCACCACACCCUGUCCAUCAUUGACGACCGUCUUGUGGUGGUCGGCGGCCAGUCCGAUACUCCCGGCACUGCUGCAAUUGGCGACCUGUUCAUUCUUGACACUCGCUCUCUGGCAUGGACUGAAGUUCCAGUCAAGGGCGGCAUCUCGGCCUCUCAGCUCGCACGCACCCGACACAGCGCAGAAGUGGUGGAUGGCAAAUUGUACGUGUUUGGCGGCGCUUCGGCGUCCGGCGCGCUCUUGCAAGAUUUGCUCGCGUUCGACUUUGCGAGUCAGACCUGGUCGGCCGUCUCUCAGCGCGGAAGCCCUCCUCCAGCGCGCGCGGGGCACUCCUCGGCUGCCGUUGGCAAAGUCUUGUACUUUUUCGGUGGCCAGAACAAUGCAGGCGAUGCUUUCGACGAUCUCUGGGCGUUCGAUCUCGCAGCUAAUGAGUGGAUGCAGUUCCCGAACGAACCGAGCCUCAUGGGUCCCAAUCCAUCCGCUAGCUCUUUUGGUGGCAUGUGCUCCCUCAAGGGCAAGCUCUACGUUGUCGGUGGAGUUGCUUCGACUGGCGCCCCUCUGCUGGACUUGAAUAUUUUCGACACUGGCAAAGUGAAAGCCGGCACAGAGCGUAAAACUUCCAGUGGCGCACCGGCUGCUGCUCCGGCUGCUGCUGCUCCAGCUGCACGAAACGAGGCCGCGUUGGCUGCGGCGCAAGCAACCAUUGCCAAGGCGUUUGGAGGGGCUGCUGCUGCGGCUGCCGCAACCGCACCUUCUGCGAGCGUUUCACCGGCGCCUGCUCCCGCCCAAACUCCUGGAAAGCUCAUCUCUGGUGGCAGCGCUAGCACACCCCCUGUUCCUGUUGCUGCCACCCCGCCGAAAGCCGUUGCUGCAUCGUCGCCAGCCGUCGCCACAUCGUCACCCGUUGCCUCCACGCCUCUUCAGCAAGCCGAGAAUGUUCAGCGCCAACAGGCCGAACGCAUUCGCGAACUGAUGACUCAACUCGCCUCCGCAAAAGCAGAGCUUGAAACGGCACGACGGGCUCCUGCGCCGGCUUCUGCUUCUGCUGCUGCUGCUGCCUCAUCGAACGCUGAAACUACCCGGCUGGCCGCCGAAAACUCCCAGCUGGUCCGCGACUUGGAGGCCACUCGGAAGGCGGCCAACUCCAACUCGGCCAUCCAGUCGCAGCAGGCCGAGCAAAUCCGCGAGCUGAACGCGAACAUUGCCUCGCUCAAGAGCGAACUCGAAGCCGCAAAGCGUGUGAGUGCCGUUUCGCUGCCCGCCGCAAAGACCGCCGCCCCGUCCGGCUCGUCGUCGAAUUCGGCCAACACAAUCGAGCUCGUCAAGCUCAAGACUGAGAAUGCCGCGCUCACGGCCGAGCUGAUUGCUGUGAAGGAAAACCUGCUGCUCGACAAGACCUUGUACGAAGGCUCGCUCAAGACCAUUGUCGACCAAGACGAACGCAUCGGCACGCUCGAGCUGGAACUGGACGCGCUCCGCGCUCAACAGGGUGCUGCAGUUGCGGCUCCAGUUGCAGCUCCCGCUGGCCCAUCUCCCGCACUUACCGCCGAGCUGCAGCAGGUUAAACUCACACUCCAAGCUGCCCAAACUGCCAAGACUGCCGCGGAGACGCAACUCAAGCAAGCGCAGGCCGAGCUCCAAACCAGCAAAGCAGCUGCCGAGCAAGCCAACAAGAACGCCGAGACUGCCAAGCAACAGCUGGCGCAAACGCAGACCGAGCUUGCCACAGCCAAGGGGCAGCUCGCGUCGAGCCAGUCUUCGGCAACAACAGCCGCCUCUGCCGCGCAGCAACUCGAGCAAGCUCGCAAGGAGAAAGCCGCCGUUGAUGCAGAGCUGGCCAAGCUCAAAUCGACCGAUGCACAGGUCGUUGCAGACCUCGCUCGUGUCACUGCCGAACUGACCACUGUGCGCGCCACCGCUGCGUCAACGGCCUCGCAACUCGAGGCCAGCAAGACCGCCGCCGCUAGUGCCGAAGCUGCGCGCCAGUCUCUCGCCGACCAGAUCAAGUCAACCUCGUCCGAUGUGGCCAACGACCUCGCAACCGCUCGCGCCGCGCUUGCGCAAGAAAAGACUGCUCGCGAAGCGGCAGACCACAAAGUGACGGAUUUGAUCAAGCAAAUGGCCGACCAAAAGCUGCAUUCCAAUCGCGAGCUCGCGACUGCGACGCUUGCUUCCAAGACACUGAGCGACAAGGAAGUCGCCGAUGCCAAGAAGGCGGCUGCUGAUGCGACUGCCAACGCGUCUAGUUUGGAUGCACAACUGAAGACUGCACUCGCGCAAGUGGCUGCAGCGUCUGCCGAAAAGGCGGCACUUGAAAAACGCGCUGGGGACGCCGAGCGACUCCAGAAGGAGGCCGCAGCUUCUCACGAGCAGCAACUCAAGGCCGCGCAGACUCAAGCUGCCGUCGCAACUGCCUCGCAAGGUUCCGCCGAGCAGGCUGCUCUGGCAGACCUGCGCAAGCAGCUGUCCGAGUCUCAAACCAAACAAGCGGCUCUUGACGCCCAAGUCAAGCAGCUGACGACCGAGAAAGCCACUGCAGGACAAACACUCGCGACGGCUGACAAGAAGGCUGCCGAUGCCGAGAAGAAGGCGGCCGAUGCCGACAAGAAAGCCACGGAGGCCGAGAAGAAGGUGGCCGACCUCACAAAGCGUGUUGCAGACCAGGAGAAGGAGCUCGCCACGGCCAAGACCGCCGCAGCCAGUCGUCCAGUUGUUGCUGCAGCGCCGGCCGUACCCUCGUCCAACAAGGCCGACCUGGACAAGAUUUCCCGCCUCGAGCAAGAAGUCAAGACCCUUCAAGCGCAGCUCAAGUCUGCAUCCGCGGCUUCGUCGGUGGCCCCUGUUGCUGCCACCCCUGCUCCCGCUCCUGCACCAGCGCCUGCACCGGUGGCUGCACCCGCUCCUUCAGCCGGAGGCGGCCCACCCCCGCCGCCACCUCCGCCGGCUGCCCCGGCACCACCGCCCCCGCCGCCGAUGGGCCAGAUGCCUCCUCCCGCCAGUGCGACUCCUGGUCGAAGUGCGCUGUUGGACCAAAUUCAACAGGGCACCAAGCUGAAGAAGGCCCCCAAGAUCGACCGUGCCCCGUCGCAGACGAGCCUGUCUUCGGCGGGCGGCGCGUCGGCCAGUUCCUCGCCUGCUCCAGGAAAAGGACCUGCUGGCGGCGUUGGCGGCGGCAUGGGUGCCAUGCUCGCGGAAAUGGCCAACAAGAAGCUCAAGCCCAAAGCCUAAAGCGAGUCACGCCUUCGUAUUCUGGUCUAUCUUCUUUUUUUGAUUGUUUUUGGUGUUUGUUUUGCUUGGUUGUCUGUUCGGUUGUCGUUCUUGCUCUGGUUCCCCUGUUUAAAUGUUGUUUUCUCCAUUACCAACAUUGUUAUGUUUCUCCCCCCUCCCCUCCUCCUCC
Capsaspora owczarzaki ATCC 30864 is the source of this 3819-nucleotide messenger RNA. RefSeq lists its product as hypothetical. Lineage: Eukaryota; Filasterea; Ministeriida; Capsasporidae. The record is from RefSeq and is a predicted model, not a curated record. Gene Ontology annotation, molecular function: actin binding. The coding region runs from base 12 to 3650 and encodes 1212 amino acids. The transcript has 10 exons.